AUGGAGAGCAUUUACCAGGAGCCGAAGGUUGAAGAUGAGAUGUAUCCGCCUAAGUUGGAAGAACACUUCCUUGAUCCCAAGGAAGAGUCUCUACCGGAAACUUACGACCGGAAGACAGACGAGACAGAGUACGAACAGCAAAUGGACCUCACUAUACCUCGACCCGGGCCGAUGCCUAACAGACCUCCCACCAAGUUCAUUAGCGUCACCAGUUCAGCCUUAACCGAGGAACAGAGAGCGAUGUACGAAUCAGUUCUCUCUACAUGGAAACCGAUAAUGUUCCCGAAACGAACGAAACGAUACAUAUGUAUGAAGUGCAAUAAAGAAUUCAAGAAUUACCAGAAUCUUUACCUCCACACAACCAGAGUACAUUCGUCAGAAGAGUCGGCUGUCAUUUGUGAUAUUUGCGAUAAGACAUUCAAGAACAAACACUAUUUAUACAUGCAUAGGAUGAACAAACAUUACUCUGAUUCAGAGAAGUGUUACUGCCAGUUCUGCCUCCAAGAGUUCAGGACGAGGAGAGCUCUCCACAUGCACAUAAAGAGGAUACAUCCGAACACUCUCCCCGAAAUAAAGUGUCCCGAAUGCGGCAAGGAGUUCGCCGUGCCGUAUAAGCUACGGUAUCACAUAGAAAACUGCCACCGGCCGGACAAAGAGAAGUACAAGUGCCACAUCUGCCAGAAAUUAUACAAGAGCCACCUCAACCUGAACAGACACCUGCAUUUCCAGCACUCGCAAGUCGAAAGACAUCCAUGCGUGUUCUGUCCAAUGACCUUUAAAUCCCGCCAUCACAUGAAACGCCACAUCCUCAACAUACAUCCGCCUCUAGAGUCCAAAGUCACUUGCCCCGAAUGCUUAAAGGAAUUCAAGAACGACCAGUACCUAAAAGAACACAUGCAGGUCCACACGUCCAUGGAGAAGAAGGUCAAAUGCGACUUGUGCGAUAAAUUCUUUCACUCUGCCGUACGUCUGAAGAAACAUAAGAAGAUCGUACAUCCGAACAAACCGAAAAUAAGAUGCGAAAAGUGUAAUAAAGAGUUCGCCCACGCUCAUUACUUGAGACGGCAUAACAACUCAGUGCACGUAGAAGUAGACGAGAGCAAUUACCAGCACGAAUGCGAGCAGUGCGGGAAGAAGUUUAAAAUAAAGAGAUAUCUGAACAAUCAUCUUCAGAGGCACGAGCAGCAGCACCUGAAGAGGAUCUCGCAAAUGGUGAAGACGGUCAUGGACGACGGAGAGACCGCGGAGAAGACCAAGAAGAGGGGUAGACCGAGGAAGACCAGGAAGGAGAUCGAGUUUAUCAAGUGCGAGCCGGUCACCAGCAGCGACGAUGACCUGGACAGCGGCUCGGACAGCGAGUAG
Molecule: messenger RNA, 1362 nt
Organism: Danaus chrysippus (African queen)
Lineage: Eukaryota; Metazoa; Arthropoda; Insecta; Lepidoptera; Nymphalidae
Source: the annotation of a GenBank genome assembly